Molecule: messenger RNA, 3367 nt
Organism: Eriocheir sinensis (Chinese mitten crab)
Lineage: Eukaryota; Metazoa; Arthropoda; Malacostraca; Decapoda; Varunidae
Product: endonuclease 8-like 1
Exons: 7
Coding region: 939-2207 (422 amino acids)
Biological process (GO): base-excision repair
Cellular component (GO): nucleus
Molecular function (GO): DNA N-glycosylase activity; zinc ion binding; damaged DNA binding
Source: RefSeq, a predicted model, not a curated record
UGAUGGUCAUAAUGGCUAUAUAUCAAAGCCUAUUUUUGAUGAUUUGUAAUGAUCACAUCAAUGGUGACCAUAUUUUCUGCAGAUGCAGGCUGGAAAGUCAUCAAGGCCACAGUACCAUUUUGAGUACAGCAAAUAUAUAUGAACGACCGGCCCAGUAGCUGGUAGCCAGUCACAACUUUUUGUGUUAGGAGCAACAUUGAUUAAAUAGCGCUAACGAUAGCCAGUGGAAUACUGGCUAGUGUUCUUCAUCUCCAUGUCAAGAUAAUCUCUGCCAGUGUUAUUGGAGGCUGGAGAGAUUUUUUUUUCAUGCCCGUACCAAUAUGGCGGACAGUCCACUGUUGCUGACAGCGGCGCUGUCGGUCAAUCAGUCAAGAUAAUCUCACCUCUGCCAGUGUUAUUGAAGCUAGAGAUUUUUUUUUUUUCCUUAAUGCCCGUACCAAUAUGGCGGACAGUCCACUGUUACUGACAGCGGCGCUGUCACAGCGCUCUACUAAUCGAAGAUCUAUGGCCAGACAGUAUACGGGUGUAUCAGAAAUAUUAGAUAUAAAUUUGAUUACCUCGACGUUUAUUUGUAUAAUAAUACAUAUCUAAUGCUUCAAAGUAAAUAAGAAAUGCUUUUCUUUAUCGAAAAAUAUUGAAAAAAUGGCAAAACUUUACUACAUGAAUUAUCAAAACUCAAACGGUACGAUAUCUACACAACAGAAAUUACAAUUUGAUAUGUUUACUAUUUAUCAGAUUAUUAUGAGAUGAUAAAGAAGUUGCUUUGCUUUAUGAUGCACAUUAUAUUAUUGUAAACUGUUGUGUACCCUCGUGGGCCGCGAUCCUUGGCGGGCUGGCGGCGAGUAUCAGUAUCAGGCAGCGCGAGGCGGCGCCCACGGUCCUACUUGCUCCCCCACACACUCCAGAAGAAGAACAAGAAGUGUUCGGCAGCCGCAGCCAUGCCCGAGGGCCCCGAGCUUCACCUGGCGGCCAAAUUCAUCACCGCCAUCGGCAAGAAGACGCUGUUCGGCGGCCCGGUGGUGAAGUCCGUCGUGUCCACCAAGAACCCCGACGUGGCGUGGGGCAAGGCGGCCUACAGGGUGCGGGCCGUGUCCAGGGGCAAGGAGCUCAAGGUGGUGCUGGCGGAGGGCGGGGCGGGGGCCGAGGGCGGGGACACGUUGAGCAUCCUCUUCCGCUUCGGCAUGUCCGGCAGCUUCAAGUACACACCCGUCACGGAGCUGCACAAACACGCCCACCUGCAGUUCUAUACCAUCAGUGAAGCAACCCCAAUGGUGCUCAGCUUUGUGGAUUACCGGAGGUUUGGGAGGUGGGAGGUUGGAGCAGACUGGGGGAAAGAUCGUGGGCCAGACCCUAUGUGGGAUUAUCCUGCCUUCAGGAGCAAUGUGCUGGAGAAUCUCAAGUCGGCAGCCUUCAACAAGCCCAUCUGUGAGGCCAUGCUGAACCAGAAGUUCUUCAAUGGUAUUGGUAAUUACCUCCGUGCAGAGAUUCUAUACAGGUGUGGCGUUCGUCCCUUUGACGAGGCCCGGGAGGUGCUGAGUGAACUGAAGCCAUUCAGUAAGUGGUUUGAGAGUCAAGUGAAACAAGAGGAUCCAGAGGAGAAUAAUAUAAAACCAGACCUCCUGGACCUGUGCCACAUCCUGCCCAAUGAAGUAGUCAACCUGAGUGGGGGUGGGAAAGGCUACAAUGUUGAUCCUGAUGCUGAUGAGGAAGAAUAUGCAGCAUUUAGGGAGUGGCUUCAGUGUUACUACCAGGAUGGCAUGAACAACAUGGUGGACCACAAUGGCCGCACAAUGUGGUUUGCUGGUGAGCCCGGCCGCCUCAAGCCUAAAGAAGCAAACUCAAGAAACAAGAAGACAAAGAAACAAAAGAACAAGAAGGAACAAAGUUCAGAUUCAGGCUAUGGGGAGAGUGCAGUAAAGACAGAGGGAGAACACUCAAGUGCCGAAACAGUUGGCUCCAUGGAAAGCAAAUAUUGGAAAACAGAAGUAGAGGAAACUGCAAACAACCCAAAACCAGGAAAGAGAGCAAAAGGCCCAAGAAGUGUUAAGAGAAAAGCUGUGAAAGAUGAAGGAUCCAACCUGCCGAUAAGAGCCAGAAAGCUGAAGAGAGAAGGGUCAGCCAUGCCCACAGGAGCCAAAAAGAUCAAGAAUGAAAGAUCCGAUACCGAGCUGAGGCGUCGCUCAGCAAGACUCAGCUGCCCAAGAUGAGUCACCACAACACUCAAGAUUACAGAAGUGGAUCAGUCUGCUUCACCUCUAUCUUAAGUCUAAAGGGAAGAUGGGGAGCUGAAUGGAAAAGACAACUGCACAAGAUGGAAAUUUGAUGAUCUUCAGCUGUAUGGUGACUGGACGGCAGGCAGACAGCAGACAGUGACUGGACGGCAGGCAGACAGCAGACACAUAUGUGAUGGUGCACUGUGGUCCCAGUCAGACAUCCCAGCCCUCUAGUAAGCCACCUGCACUUGCCUGAAUCGAUGAGAAACCGGCUCACCCAUCUAUACUCUCAUCCUCGAAGGGGUCUCUCCAAUCAAAUUUCCAUGCCAAGUGCUUUUCCCAUAGCAAUUAUGCCUCAGCUGGAGACUGUCUCACUGAUUUCAAUUUCUUGUGUCAGAUCUUGGGAGCCAUCACCAGAACCUAUUACCUAGCUCAUACAAGGGUUACAAAAUGAUGUGGCAAGGAAGCAGCCCUUCCUCGCUUCAGUGUUCACAACACAGUCCCAGGGUGCGGGUCAGUCAACAGACCAACACUCCUUGCAUCAGUCCAUGAGUGUGUUACUAAAUGCCCUGAGGCUGACAGACUGCAAGCAUCCCCUGUUGAAACCAGUGUCUGCGCUUCACACGUACAAUCAAGCUGCCAUUCAUACUUCAGGAGCUGCCUGUUGGAGAGAAGAUGCUGAAUUUAAAUAAAGAAACUUUUGCUGCCUAUUAAACAGUCCUAUUAUGUCUUUUUAAUUAAUAUAAUUUUUGCUGUUUAAUAUAAUGAUUUUAUCUGGCCCAAAAUGCAUUGGGUGGUGUUGAUUAUAACAGUUCUGAAAGGCUUGUUUUAAAGUUUCAUAUUUCUAAUUUUAUUACCUCACAUGUCUUCCUACUUAUGGCUUAUGAAUUGAUAUUGUAGGAAUUUGUCAACAUCCUGGAAGUUGUGAAUUCUGCUUGCCAUGUCUGGAAGACUUCAAAGCUAAUUAUAAGGGACACUGAAUUGUGUGUCCGUUUGAAUCAGGUGCUUAAAAUUUUUAACAGGAGGCUCUUUUAGUACUACUGUCAUUCUUAUUUCCAGUGGCUUUGGCUGCAUUUAAUUUAUCCUAUAUUAAUGUUAAUUUAUGAAACUUACUUUGGUAUAUAUAACAUAUCAAUAACAUAUCAAUAGUAUUA